AUGGGCAACGAACCCGCACGGCUCAAUGGCGAGGCGCGCGACCUCAUGACUGCGCGGAUGGAGAACAGGCUGGAGACUUGGCUCGAAGCUGGAGAAAAGGUAUUCUUCGGAAACGGGCUCUGUCCACCUCCACGAACCGAUGUUGCGAAAUCAUCACCUACUGCCAACACGUCUGCGCCGCAGCCCGAACGCAACCGAAGCGCCAGCAAGUCUCCAAUCGCUAAUAUGGCAAAGGUUGAAGCAGAGAGAAGUGCUCACCAAAGACCCCUUGUGGUCAGUGGGAGUGGCACUUAUCAUGCCCCUCAACAGACGUCUGCUGUCGCUACGAACUCUCGCCCUGAGUCACGAGUUGAACAACCAAUGCGAUCAUGUUCGGAGCCGUCACCCGAGUCCAUCCGAAUGAACACGCCUGGUACCAGUGAAAUGAGCGACUCGCAAGAAGCAAGUGUCAUCAUAGAGGUUGGCCCUAAGAAGACAGAGACAGAGACAGAAGCUAAACCAGACCGAAAUGAAUUCUCGCCUAUCAUCAACCAACCUAAGAACUUGACGGUUAAGAGGCAGAGAGCGCAUCCUGAGCAGAUACCCAAGUUCGGCGGGACUUCCGGUGAUGAUGUAUUUGCACCAUCGGAAAAGACGUCCCUUGAGACUAAGGCUGUGACAUCUACAGAGGUUGAAGAGAAGCCCGCUAUACCACUUGCACUGAGUCAAGACGUCCGAAGCCAAGCAGCAGUUAUACACGCAACUCCUGGACCAUCCCGUCAAAGUUGGGGACAUUCACGCAAGCCAUCGUCUCAGAACACGAUACAGCAAUACCAUUGCGAUAUACCCCAAGGCUCGGGUUACAUGGAGUCCAACCCCAUGCAAUCGGGAAAUAUUGGAUAUCGUCCCAACCACAAAUACGGCUACCACAAAGAUCAGUACUGCAACAACGGUGGGAACCCCAACUAUCGCCUAUACGCCCCCUGCGAUUGUCGGCAGUGCAUGGAGCGCAACAGAAGCAUCUACAUUCGAGUCAAAGAAACCCAUGGUGGGAUCACCGGGUUCGAGGUACAAAACAAGCUAAAGAUUGAACUCCAAAAGCUCUUUGGCGAUGUAGAGGACGUGUACAGCAUCAAUAAACAGUCCCCCACGCUCAACUUUGUAGCCAGAUUUGUCCUUGAGGACUCGAUGGCGGCAGCUUUGAGCUACUAUGACGGCUGGAUUAUCCCCAAAGUACUACGAAUCUAUAUAUCUCCAGUGUUCCGGUCAAAAUGGUAUGCGGCGCAGACUAACCAGCGAGGCAUGUACAGAAAGAUGCACGGGGAUUACAUGUAUCAGCAGAACAUGAACCACUUUGGCCAUGACCAGCGGCAAGGCCAGUACCAGCACAACAAGUAUGUGCCGAGCGCACCAGCAGCACAUCAUCAAUACAACCGCAUUCCGCCUUGGCAGGCCAGAGCCACAGAUGCAGCGCUCGAGCCGCAUUUGCACGCACUGCCAGUGCCAGUCGGCAUUGCGAACCAGUUUGCCAUUGCGCCACUUCAUCAGCCCGUGUAUGAGCCGCCUGGUGAAGAGACUCUGGCGCAGUCCAAACCACCCUCGGAGGAAACCAUACCUCUCCAACCUCGCCAGUGCACGAGUCUACCCGAGCCGCUUACCGCUGCACCUCAGACACGGGUGUCGUUGCCAGCAGCGAGAACAACAGGCAAGCAGAAGAACCCAGAGCCCUUGGACCAAUCGAGCCGCUCAGCAUCCCAGGACCAGCAGCAGCAGCUAAGGCCAGCUAAAAAGACCACAGAGAAUAAGCUCCCAAAGAAGGUCAGCGCUCCUCCUAAGCCAACGGCCCCUCCGGCAACCUUGCCUGAAAAGCCAGCGUUUGCUGUCCCGAAUCGGCCAAGGACGCAAGAUACCAAUACGGAGACUGCGGCUGCUGGUCCAGCGCCCAAGGAGAAGCGUCAACCUCCAAGCGAUCUUCCCACGAUUGCUGAGCGCGACUCAAAGGCUCCAGCAAAAGCAACCAAACUUCCCACCCAGGAUGCUAGGCAGCUGGAACAACCAGCCGAACCCCAAGCCGCUCCCAACCCCGUCUUCAAGUCUUCCAUGGGCGAUCCGUCCACCGAGCCUUUCGUCUACAAGGGCAACCGAGUCGGGAUCAGCACCAUUGGCAAGAGAAGCGGGAAGAAGCACAAGCGGCCUGAGAUUCCAUCUUUUCCGCCUCGCGACCUCGACCGCCGCGGCGGCUAA
[Torrubiella] hemipterigena is the source of this 2223-nucleotide messenger RNA. Lineage: Eukaryota; Fungi; Ascomycota; Sordariomycetes; Hypocreales; Clavicipitaceae. The record is from the annotation of a GenBank genome assembly.